Molecule: messenger RNA, 1145 nt
Organism: Triplophysa rosa
Lineage: Eukaryota; Metazoa; Chordata; Actinopteri; Cypriniformes; Nemacheilidae
Gene: csrp2
Product: cysteine and glycine-rich protein 2
Exons: 6
Coding region: 126-707 (193 amino acids)
Biological process (GO): sarcomere organization; muscle tissue development
Cellular component (GO): nucleus; cytoplasm; Z disc
Molecular function (GO): structural constituent of muscle; actinin binding
Source: RefSeq, a predicted model, not a curated record
AAUAAUGACAUGCCAACCAACCGAUUGCAGACGUCGCCACGCGUUCACACCGCGGGACAGUUCCACAAACUUACUGGGAAUAUAAAGUACAAACACACCUGUGACCUGAACACAGUUUGCUCAUCAUGCCUAACUGGGGUGGAGGGAACAAAUGUGGAGCGUGUCAUGGGACGGUGUAUCACGCUGAAGAGGUCCAGUGUGAUGGAAGAAGUUUCCACAAGUGCUGCUUUCUCUGUAUGGUCUGCAGGAAAGGUUUAGACAGCACCACACUGGCCAUCCACGACCAGGAGAUCUACUGCAAGUCCUGCUAUGGCAAAAAGUACGGCCCGAAAGGAUACGGGUACGGCCAGGGGGCGGGAACGCUCAAUAUGGACCGUGGCGAGAGGCUGGGCAUCAUACCAGAAGAGACACAAACACACAGGCCCACCUCCAACCCAAACCCCUCCAAGUUUGCACAGAAGUUCGGAGGCUCGGAGAAGUGCGCACGCUGUGGAGAGGCUGUGUAUGCUGCCGAGAAGGUGAAGGGCGCUGGAAAGCCGUGGCACAAGAACUGCUUUCGCUGUGCCAAAUGUGGAAAGAGUUUAGAGUCGACCACACAGACAGAGAAGGACGGUGAAAUCUACUGCAAGGCGUGUUAUGCAAAGAACUUUGGACCCAAAGGAUUUGGAUACGGUCAGGGAGCAGGGGCUCUGGUCCACGCUCAAUAAUAUUUAUCACUUUUACAUGUUCUAAAGCAGUGGUUCUCAAACUUUUUUGUUGUAAGGCCCCCUUUGUGUAGAGUGCAUUGCUUUGCGGCCCCCCAAAUACUUACAAUCUUAAACUUAAAAUUUUAAUUAAACCAAGAAAAUAUUCAGUUAAACAAUGCUAAAACAUCAAUUCUUUUGGAUGGUGGUGUUGUUUUUCUGAUGUUUGAUUGCACAAAAUGUAUGAUAAAUAUCUAUAUUUCUAAAAUGCCACAAAAUCUGUGGCCCCCCUGGAACCAUCUUGGGGCCCCCAGUUUGAGAACCACUGGUCUAAAGGUUACUACGCAUUUCAAAAAACUUUCUAAGGGUUAAGUAGCCAAUUUGAUAAGCAUCUACAAUAAUAUUGUAUUUGUUAACAUGAGUUUAAGUGUUAGUUCCCCAAAAAUAAAAAUUCUCUCAGUA